UGUCACUGGUCAUGAGUGUUGGUGAAACAGGCAAAGAUCACAUUUUAUUUUCUCUUGGUCUUUAUUUUCUUCUCUUUCCGCUGGACAGGAAGAGGAAGGAAUUGCUAUGAUGAUGUCAGUCAGAAUGGCUCCUCCCCUUGCUCUGAUCUUUCUGCUCAUGAUUCACAGGGUUUCUAGUGCUGAAUGGGGUGUGAAUUACAGACCUUCACACAUCUGUGCACUAAAGAACUCAUCAGUGAUAAUGAGCUGCACUUAUACAUACCCUACUGGAUAUCAGAUCAGGAAAGUGUUCUGGACCAAAAACCCUUUGAAGGUUAAAAAGCUCCGAGAUCUGUCUGAGGACCCUGAAUACAGUCAGAGGCUUCAGUAUCUGGGAGAUAAACAGAAGAACUGCACCAUCAGACUGAGUCAUGUGACACAGAAGGAUUCACACAUGUACUAUUUCAGAUUCAUCACUAAUAAAACUGAUGGCACAUGGCUUGGUAAACAGGGUGUAAAUCUUACUGUCACAGAUCUUCAGGUGGAGUCUCCUGAGACAGUGAAAGAGGGAGAUUCAGUCCGUCUGACAUGUAAAAGCAGCUGUGAUCUGACUGAAAGAGCAACAUUCAUCUGGUACAGAAACUCACAGCCAUUAACUGAGAGAAGAGACAGAAACAAUCAACUCCUGCUGCAGUCAGUCAGAAGAGAGGAUGCAGGCAGAUACAGCUGUGGUGUACAGGAACACACUUACAUCUCUCCUGCUGUUCAGCUCAAUGUCACCUACCCACCAAAGAUUGUCUCAGUGUCCAUCAGUCCAUCUGGUGAAAUAGUGGAGGGAGAUUCAGUGACUCUGAUCUGCAGCAGUGAUUCAAACCCUCCUGCAGAAAUCAGCUGGUUUAAAGGAAGAAAGUUUGUAGGAUCUGGAAGAAUCUACAGCAUCUCAAAGAUCAGCUCUGAUGACAGUGGAGAAUACAAGUGCAAGUCCAGCAAUAAAUAUGGAGAGAAAUACUCUGAUGCUGUGACUUUAAACAUAAUGUAUGCACCCAGGAAUGUUUCAGUGUUCAUAAAUGGAUCAGGUGAAAUAGUGGAAGGAGAUUCAGUGACUCUGAUCUGCAGCAGUGACUCAAACCCUCCUGCUCUGAACUUCAGCUGGUUUCAGGAGAAUCAAAUCUCCUCUGUUGGAUCUGGACAGAGUUUCAGUGCACUACAGAGUGGACGCUUCUGCUGUGAAGCUCACAAUCAACACGGAUCUCAGAGAUCAGAUGCUGUUACUGUCACUGUUAAAGGACGUCUGAUGAUAUUGUACAUAUCCAUUGGAGUGGUUUGUGGAGCUUCAGUUCUCAUCACAGUGCUGCUGAUUUGGAGAAACAGGGGGAAAAGGAUAAAAGACAAUCUUGAAAUUCAGUCAAAGAUGGAUCAUUCCAGACCUGAGGAUGACAGAUACAAAGCAUCUGAUGUUGAUACGACUGAACGUUUGUAUGAGAAUGUAAUAAUGAAUUAUUCCAGAGCUCAUGAUGACAGUCUUAAUGACUAUGAUGUUGAGUUGACUGAACCUGUGUAUGAGAAUGUAAUGAGUGAACACAGCAGUGUCUGAACGAUACCCCAGAUAGUCAUGCGGUCUGAAAGGAGCUGUGAUCUGACUAAG
Messenger RNA from Carassius gibelio (silver crucian carp), 1624 nucleotides. Its product is annotated as B-cell receptor CD22-like. The transcript is spliced from 12 exons. Lineage: Eukaryota; Metazoa; Chordata; Actinopteri; Cypriniformes; Cyprinidae. Bases 107 to 1573 code for a protein of 488 amino acids. The record is from RefSeq and is a predicted model, not a curated record.